AUGGACUUCGACCUUCCUCUCUGGGCUUGGAUCGUCUUAGCGGUCUUUGGCAUCUCUAUUCUUGGUCUGGCCGCUGUAUUGGUCUAUCCUAUCAUCUUGUCUGUCAAAGAGUCUUCUCAGGUCUACGAAGCUGCUCCUGCUGGCCAGGACGCCCGCCGCCGUUUUACCAUUCUCUCGUGGUUCACGAAGGAACAUAGGUAUUCGUUCCCCACGAAGGACACAGUUACUUGCAUCCGGGAUUGGUGCGAACAGGAGAGCUUGAGUCCCACGCGUAACUCCCCUGCGGAAAGCAACGGCCCGGUGUUGGCUAUUUCCUCGACCGCCUCUCCCGCCGCACCAACGGAAGAGCCCUUCCAGCCCAUAUGGACUGAAGAAGAUAUCCGCACCUCCACUCCACCCAGGAAGAAAUGGUCCGUGGCCAACUCCGCCUGCAAGGACACUCUCCGGAGCAACGAGAGGCAGACGUGGCCCAUCGCCGAACCCAUUAUUACACAAGCCAAGCGGGCUGCUGUGGUGAACUCGGACUACCAGAAGUGUCUCAGACAGGGUCGGAGGUUCAGCUUACCUGUAGAGCUCCUCGGUCCGACGCUGAAGCAGACGCCAGAGGUCGACGCUAGGAAGAAGGUCGAGAUUGAACUGUUCUCCCAGGUCCUCGACGAGAGUCCCUCUGCCACUGCUGCAGCUGAUGUUCUGGUACCCACCCCGUCCAAGAAGGCUGUCGUAGUAAACUCGGCGUACCAGGAGUCGCUGAAGUCGGGUAGGCGAUGGAGCUGGCCGCUGAACCAGGUGACUAGAGCUGCGGUGGUGAAUUCGGACUACCAGGCAUGUCUCAAGGCGGGGAGAAGGCGCAGCUUACCUGUGGAAAUCCCUGUAUCGACUACAGUGCAGGAAGUCAAGACCGAGGAUGCCGUCUUCGCCUUUGAUCGUCCUUCCUCUCCCGUGUCUUCUCUCGCUACCGCCGUCGGCCAGGACCUGCUCCGCGCUCUCGAAAGCAGCUUCAGCUUUGUCUCUCCGGACACACCUGCCGAACUUGAAGUGCCAGCUCCAGCGGACGUCGAGAUGGAGGAAGCCGAGAAGUCCCUCGUGUUCGAAGUGCCCGAUCGGGCACUCACCAUCACCAGCGAGGACUCCCCAGAGACUCUUGUCAAACCCGAGGAGCCAGUGGUCGAGAGCAUCCACGUAGAGGAACACGAGAAGUCUCUUACGUGUGAAGACCCAGUUCAGGAGCCCCUGGUGGUUGCUGCCUUCGCGGUUUCCGUUGGCUCCGAUGUACUUUCCGCCGAUGACCCCUGUGUCAAGCCCGUCCCUGCCGUCGACGAUGCGAUGGAUUUUCCAGUGACACCGGUGGAAAUCACGCCUGAGGCUGCUGUACCCGUCGCCAUCGUCUGUACUGUAGAAGCGUCUAUCGUCGCUGCUUCGGAGUCCUCUCUUUCUUCCACGGAGACUGCGGCUGAGGUAUCUUUCGUAUCGACCGGGAGCAUCAAGGACCUCGAGGUGUCCGUUACCGCUUCGGAGUCCGCCAGCUCUUCAAGCGCCUCCUCCGCCUCCUCGCUCUCCGACAUCGUCGCUUCACUUCCGGUCUUGCCGUCCACCACCGAAGUGCGCUCCAAAGCCCCGAAGAUCCCUGCCAAAGGCAAGCGAAUCUCCCCCGUUUCCGCUGCCAAGCGAGUCCCACCCAAACCCAAGGCCGAGGACGGGACGAACGCGAAACGUACCCGCAGGCGACAGGUGGUCACUAGCAACGUCACGAUCCCGGCUCCUGUUCCCCGGGCCCGCCCGUCACCUGUCAAGAAAGACGAGGGGGAGAAACCAACGCCGACGUUCAAGCGGCACGCGAUGGUGCCGUGCCCCAAAGCCGUCGCAGCCGUGAAGAAGGCCGAGGAGAAGGAAAAGGCUGUGUUCAAGAGGCACGCGACGGGUUGUCCCAGGGCAGCUGUCGCCACGAGGGAGGUCAAGAAGGCUGGCGAGGUGAAAGCAGUCAAGCCUGUUGGUUCAGGCGUGGGGAGAGGCAGCGGGCUUAAGCCGAAGGGUAACGCCAGGAGCCCCAAAGUGAAGGCUGCGGGAAAGGAGAAUGUUGGUGCUUGGCGAUAG
Molecule: messenger RNA, 2091 nt
Organism: Gloeophyllum trabeum ATCC 11539
Lineage: Eukaryota; Fungi; Basidiomycota; Agaricomycetes; Gloeophyllales; Gloeophyllaceae
Exons: 3
Coding region: 1-2091 (696 amino acids)
Source: RefSeq, a predicted model, not a curated record